CGGCGAAAAAAAAAGGCUAUGAAAACGGCGCGCAGUCCCGGAUUCGAAUUUCGAAAUUCGAAUCCCAGUAAGCGAAUGACGGCGGCGCGUGUGUCCCUUACGGCUGCCGGCAGCAAUGUUCGUCGACGAGACUGUUUCGGUACGGGGUGGGGGCUUCGUGGCGUCUGCUGGCACGCCGAACGUCCAUGAGUACGUCCGAAGCAGCACGGCCGCCGUCACACAAUCGCCAACGUUGUGUGCUCCGCUACGCGCACCUUUGCCGUCGACGUGCACGCCGUACAGCCGGGUUUUCACGACGCGCCAUCGCUGUUGUUCCCACCGAAGUCGAGCCUUCUUCAGUUCGCGAGGACGAGCGAUGGACGUGGACGGGGACGCGGUUCAUGACACACUCAGUAAGGCGGAGAGGGCGGCUGUGGCAGCGGCCGUGAACAUGAUACUCAUCAGGUGUCAAUUGCAGAGGACGGAGGGGAGGAUGAGAGCAGCCAUUCGUGCACGACGGAAGAAGACGCUGCAGUCCAUUCAUGUGGACGAAGAGGGCAGUGGUGCCAUUUGCGACGCUGUCCUUCAGGUGUGCUAUGCCAUGGGGUGUGGAGCCUUUCCCAGAGCGACGCCGAGGUGGUGGAUGAAGCGUCGAACAGGGGGGGUGUGGGAGGAUCUGCGGCAAUGCGACGACGCGACGGAAGACUACUUCAAGGACAAGCUGCGCAUGUCGCCACGGGUGUUCCGGGAGAUAGCGGAAACUCUGUCUCCCUUCCUUCAACGGCGUGUCGCGUUUUAUAGGGAGCCCCUCCAGCCUGACCUCAUCGUAGCGUUCGCUUUGUACAGAUGGGCGUCGGGGGAGACGUACGAGAGCGGGACGUGCAGCUUUGGCAUUGGCAGAAAGUCUGGGUUGGUGGCUGUGCGGGAUGUUACUUCGGCGUUGCUGAGUGCGUACCGCGACAAGAUAUCGUGGCCAACGGGGCUGCAAAAGGCGAUCGUCUUGCGCGCUUUCGCUGACAAGGGUUUCCCCAACUGCCAUGGCUGCAUCAAUUGUACCCACAUCUUCAUCGACAAGCCAGCCAAUUGCCACGGAGAGGACUACUACGACAAAAAACGUCGUUUCUCCGUCCAGGCUCAGGUGGUCGUCGAUCUGAACUUGCAUGUGCUGGAUGUGUUCGUCGGAUACCCGGGGAGCUGCCACGACGUGAGGAUCGCCCACCUGUCCAGUUUGUGGGCGCGUGCGGAGGCAGGGGAGCUUUUCACUGGGCCACCUGUCAUGCUGCCUUUCGGUGUGCGAACGAACGGCUAUCUACUGGGCGACAACGGUUACCCCCCCUCGGAAUGGGUAGUCGUCCCCUACGACGGUGUAUCACAGCACCCGUCGGAGAUUCGGUUUGACAACAAGCAAAAGACGGCGAGGGGAGCAGUCGAGAGGGCUUUCGGCAGAUUGAAGGGGAUGUGGAGCCAAUCCACCUUCUUCGCCUCCAUCGGGGAAGAAAGCGUGGCGUCGUGUGAGAACUUCACACCGAUGGACGCCCAGUCGGGAACAUACAUUGGAGGGUCGAUCAAAGUGAUGGGGGGACUCGCCAACUUGUCGGUGAUUACGGUCGCAGCUUCCACGAUGUGCCGACGCGCGUCGAAGCAACGAUGCAUGGAUGUGACGAGCGUCGGCUUCGCCGUGAGUUGGACGAAGACCCAGGCGUCAUAAUGCGCGCGAUGAACGUCACCCGCCAUCCGCAUGA
Messenger RNA from Chara braunii, 1721 nucleotides. Lineage: Eukaryota; Viridiplantae; Streptophyta; Charophyceae; Charales; Characeae. The record is from the annotation of a GenBank genome assembly.